Molecule: messenger RNA, 636 nt
Organism: Necator americanus (New World hookworm)
Lineage: Eukaryota; Metazoa; Nematoda; Chromadorea; Rhabditida; Ancylostomatidae
Exons: 1
Coding region: 1-636 (211 amino acids)
Source: RefSeq, a predicted model, not a curated record
AUGAUAACAUCUAGCAUCAGCCAAGCGGAACGAAUGCUGACCGAGUUCGACGGAACAUGUGGAUACAUCGGACUUCAGCUGAAUCUGCACAAGACGGUAUUCAAGCGUAACUUAUGGGUCUCGGAUGCCCUAUUCACGCUCAACGGAACGAACAUAUCCGAAUGCACCAGCUACGUUUAUCUGAGUCGGGAGUUGAACAUGAUGAACGACCUGACCGCCGAGCCGGCUAUCCGAGAGGAGACGAGCGGCUUGGGGAGCAUUCAAAAGCCUCCAGGAUGUAGUGAAGAAGACCAAGCGGCUCUGUGCUCACCUCUUCAACACCACCGUACUUCCUGCUUUGACCUAUGCUUCAGAAACCCGGGCAUUUCGCAAGCAGGAAGAAAACGGUGGGCGUCAUUGAACGCGCAAUUGAGAGUGAUGCAUGGAGUAUCCCGCUUCACGCAAGUGAGGGACGGGAUUCGAAGGUCUCUCCUACGUCAGCGAUCGAAGAUUAGAGACGCAGCUGCGUUUGCCAAGGAAAGUAAAAUAAGAUGGGCCGGACACUUGAUGCGUUUUAACGACAACCGUUGGACUAGAGCCGUGAGCGACUGGGCUACUCGAGAUAUUAAGCGCACUACAGGAAGACCGCCGGCCUGA